GUCCGACAAGACUGCAGAUUCGAACAAUGGCUCUGCAUCCGCCGUCCUGCGGAAGGUCGUAACCUCGUCUGCUUUUGGCUAUGGUAUCAUGUUCCUCAUCCUCGCCAACAUGGUAAUUCUCGGCGUGGAGGUGGACGCUUCGCGGCAUUUGCCACCGGACGAGAAUCCGGACUAUUUCUUCAUCAUCAACAACAGCAUCGUUUGCCUCUUCGUGCUGGAGAUCAUUCUCAAGCUCAUGGCAUUCGGAUGCAAAACCUUUUUCUGCGGGCGGGACCGUGGUUGGAACAUUUUUGAUUGCAUCAUCGUGGCCCUGUCUCUGGUGGAGUCGGCAUCGGACCUGAUCAGCAGGAAUAUGGCUGCGGAAGCCGACACUUCGGCAGCACCGAUGGAUGCCGGCCAUCUGAGGGUGGCGCGCUUCACACGAUUAAUCCGGGCUCUGCGGGGCGUGCGCGUGGUUCGCCUGCUGAGGUUCAUCUCGUCGCUUCGCGCCAUCCUCUUCUCAAUCAGCUCCACCCUGGGGUCCCUGGCGUGGACCUUGGUGCUCCUCAUGAUCGUUUUCUACUGCUUCGGCGUGAUCAUUGCGCAGUUGGUCUCCGACCACUGCAGGUAUCAUCUUUCUCCGGAAGAUCCAGAACACCUUCGCUGCGCCGUGAGCUUGGGCAUGUGGGACGGCGUGCCCGAGAGUAUGAUGACGCUGUUCCAUUCCAUCACCGGAGGCCUCAGCUGGGUCGAGGCAUUCACUCCCUUGCGGGAGAUCUCGAGCCUGGCCGCGGCAUUUAUGUACGUGUACAUCGUGAUGACGGUUUUUGCGGUUCUUAAUGUCGUCACCGGCGUGUUCUGCAACACCGCCAUCGAGAAUGCGAAGGCAGACAAGGACAUCGCUGUCAUGAAACAGAUGCAGAAGCACCGAACACAAGUGGAAGCCCUUCGCGCGGUUUUCAACGACAUUGAAGUGAACCAGUCGAAGCUGAUAAACCUGAGCGAACUGAAGGUAGCUAUGCAAGAGUCCAAGUUGGGAAGCUUCAUGGAAUCCAUGGACAUUUCUACGAAGGAUAUUUGGACCCUGUUCAUGCUAAUCGACGCUGACGAGAGCGGAGAGAUUUCCAUUGACGAGUUUGUGGCAGGCUGCAUCGAAAUACAAGGGCCCGCUAAGAGUAUCCAGCUGGCGAG
Messenger RNA from Symbiodinium sp. CCMP2456, 1170 nucleotides. NCBI's taxonomy places the organism in Eukaryota, Dinophyceae, Suessiales, Symbiodiniaceae. The record is from the annotation of a GenBank genome assembly.